Messenger RNA from Penicillium macrosclerotiorum, 2334 nucleotides. RefSeq names its product putative G-patch domain protein (TFIP11). Gene Ontology annotation, cellular component: U2-type post-mRNA release spliceosomal complex. Gene Ontology annotation, molecular function: nucleic acid binding. Bases 1 to 2334 code for a protein of 777 amino acids. The transcript has a single exon. The record is from RefSeq and is a predicted model, not a curated record. Gene Ontology annotation, biological process: spliceosomal complex disassembly. NCBI's taxonomy places the organism in Eukaryota, Fungi, Ascomycota, Eurotiomycetes, Eurotiales, Aspergillaceae.
AUGGAGUCACCUUCGUCAUAUGCUGGCCAGAAGCGUAAGGUCGACGAUAUGAGCUCCUCCGAAGACGAUGCGCGCCCGACCACCGGCUUUCGAGGCUUCGGUAGAGCCCGUGAGCGCUCCGAGUCACCUCCCGCGAUGAGUGGAUUGGGCAAUGCAGCUCGCAAUCCAUGGAAUAAUAUGGCGAGCGCAACGACGACAGCAGCGCCCCGAGGUGCUGGAGCCUCUCGUGGAGGAGGAAAGGGCUCGGGGGGCAAUUCGUUCGCCGCGCGCAUGAUGGCGAAGAUGGGCUACGUGGAGGGACAAGGCCUGGGUUCCAGUGGCCAGGGUAUUGUCAACCCGAUCUCUGCACAGCUGCGACCACAGGGCGCAGGCCUGGGAGCUGUUCGGGAGAAGAGCAAGCAGACUCGCGAGGAAGAAAAACGAGCGGCCACGCAACGUGGUGAAUCUGUGGAGGACAGCUCAGAUGAAGAAAAACGCCGUCGGCGUAAGAAGAAGGAUGAACGCAAGACAGAGAGUCGCAGUGGAACAGGUACUCCGGUUGCGCGCGCCAAGCCCAAGUUCCGAACCGCACGCGAGAUGGAGGACGAUAUGGAGGGCCUCGAAGUACCAAACGUUCUGAAGUCGCUCGUCGACGCCACAGGGAAGGAACAACGGGUGUUGACGUCCACGGCCGGUUUGAUGACCCAGCAGGAAUUUGUCGGUCAGGGCGAGGGGGAAGCGAUGAAAAUCGCUCGACGUGCUCGAACUGAUUUGGAAGCCUUCGCGGACGAAUGGAAGGGGUUGACUGAGCGGAAGAAAUUCAUCGAGGUUGAGGAGGCCCAGGUAGUGGAUGAGCUGGAUGCGUACCAAGCCCGUGUCAGCCAUCUCACCGGACUGAUCGCCGCCGUGGAGGAGCUGGAUAUCUUCGAACACGACGAAAGCGUUGCUUCCAAAUUCAACGAGAUGACCGAAAAGUUCGAGGCCAUGGAAACCAAAUAUCGGGAUGUGAUGGAUGAAUAUCGGAUUGCAGAGGCAGCUGUUGCUGCCAUCCACCCACUGUUUCGACAAGCCAUGGAGGAAUGGGAACCUCUUCAGGACCCCCAUUUCCUCGUUUCCAACCUCGCUCGACUCCAACCUCUUUUGUCUCGCCGGACCGAGAAUGAAGAGGGUCGACAGCGGCAAUCGACGUCACCUUAUGAAACGAUGAUAUACACUCUUUGGUUACCACGCGUGCGGUCGGCACUUUUGAACGAUUGGGAUGUCUACGAUCCGAAUGCGGCGACUGCUCUGGUUAUCGCUUGGAAGUCGAUUGUGCCUGGGUUUGUAUUUGCCAAUGUUCUUGACCAACUGGUCGUCCCAAAGUUAAGUGGGGCAUUAAAAGAAUGGAAACCUCGGAGCAGCCGUCGAAAUCCCUCACAGCACGAUGGAAAGUUCCCGUGGUGGCUAUUCACAUGGCUACAAUACCUGGGCGACCGUCACACCAACCCAACCCAGCCCACAGGCCUCAUGUCCGAUGCGAAGAGGAAAUUUCGUGUGGUGCUUGACUCCUGGAGUUUGCACCGUGGUUUGAUCAAUGGUAUCGAGCUUUGGCGGGAUGCUUUGGGAACUGAAUUUGAUGUAUGCUUGCGCAACCAUCUUCUACCACGCCUUGCCCGUCAUCUCCGGGAAGACUUUGCGGUAAAUCCCCAGGACCAGGAUUUGACCGCCCUGGAGGAUGUCUUCCGUUGGAAGGAGUUCUUCCAACCCAAGGUGAUGGGCCUCCUCCUAGUGUCUGACUUCUUUCCGAAGUGGCAUGAGAUUUUAUAUAUCUGGCUCACCAACGAUCCAAACUACGAAGAAGUCGGCGCGUGGUUUUCCUGGUGGCAGACUCAAAUCCCAGCCGAGAUCAAUGAGCUGGUUAUGGUACAAGAUGAGUGGAACAAGGGCAUGCACACCAUGGACCAAGCCCUUGAACUUGGCGAUCGUGCAGCCGCCGAGCUCGCACGCCCCACUCCUCAUGACCGCCCUGUGCUUCCUACCAAAGAAGAAAGCGUGGCUGCGGCUGCAGCUGCAGCUGCAGCGACCGUCUCAGCUGCGGCCCCAGCCCCUAAACCAAAGGCCAUGGAGGAGGUUGCUUUCAAAGACGUUGUGGAGGAAUGGUGUGCCGAACAGGGACUUAUUAUCCUGCCGUUGCGUGAGGCCCACCCGAAAAAUGGACUGCCCUUGUUCCGUAUCACUGCCAGUGCCACUGGCAAAGGCGGAGUGGUGGUAUUCCUCCAAGGGGAUAUUGUGUGGGUACAAAAUAAGAAGGCCAAGGACACAUGGGAGCCGAUGGGGCUGGAAGAUCAGUUGGUUGAGCGCGCUGAAGGGCGAUGA